Messenger RNA from Nannospalax galili (Upper Galilee mountains blind mole rat), 1598 nucleotides. RefSeq names its product complement factor properdin (gene Cfp). NCBI's taxonomy places the organism in Eukaryota, Metazoa, Chordata, Mammalia, Rodentia, Spalacidae. The record is from RefSeq and is a predicted model, not a curated record. Bases 135 to 1532 code for a protein of 465 amino acids. The transcript is spliced from 9 exons.
AGUCAGAACUGAGGAGGCCCUGCAUUAUACCCUCCCAGUUCCUCCUGCCCUGAGUUCCUCUUUCCAGGAGCAGCUCAGCCCAGAUAAAGCAAGGCCACUUCUCUGAGUGGGAGUAUAGGAGUGCAGUGUUCAAGAUGACUGCUGGAGUACAGGCCUCUCACUCGCUACUGCUGCUACUGCUCACCCUGCCAACCACAGGUUCGGACCCUGUGCUCUGCUUCACCCAGUAUGAGGAGUCCUCUGGCAGGUGCAAGAACCUACUGGGAGGAGGUGUCAGCGUGGAGGAUUGCUGUCUCAAUGCUGCCUAUGCCUUCCAGGAACGCAAUGGUGGCCUCUGUCAGAUAUGCAGGUCCCCACAAUGGUCACUAUGGUCCUCGUGGGCCCCCUGCUCAGUGACAUGCUCUGAGGGGUCCCAGCUGCGACACAGGCGCUGUGUGGGCAGAGGUGGACAAUGCUCUGAGAAGGUGGCUCCUGGGACCCUCGAGUGGCAGCUACAGGCCUGUGAGGACCAGCCAUGCUGUCCAGAGGUGGGUGGCUGGUCUGAGUGGGAACCUUGGGGGCCUUGCUCUGUCACCUGCUCCAAAGGAACCCGGACCCGCCAACGAUUGUGUGAUCACCCAGUCCCCAAGUGUGGGGGUCGCUGCCCAGGAGAGGCCCAGCAGUCAGAGGCCUGUAACAUUAAUCAGGUCUGCCCUACACAUGGGGCCUGGGCAGCCUGGGGCUCCUGGAGCCCCUGCUCAGGUUCCUGCUUUGGUGGAGCUCAAGAACCUAAGGAGACACGAAGCCGCAUGUGUUCUGCACCAGCACCAUCCCAGAAGCCUCCUGGGAAGCCUUGCUCAGGACUAGCCUAUGAAUAUCGGGGUUGCACUGGCCUGCCACCCUGCCCAGUGGCUGGAGGCUGGGGGCCAUGGAGCCCUGUGAGCCCCUGCCCUGUGACCUGUGGCCUGGGCCAGACCCUAGAACGACGGACAUGUGAUCGCCCUGUGCCCCGUCAUGGGGGCCCCUUCUGUGCUGGUGAUGACACUCGGACUCACAUCUGUAACAUGGCCAUUCCUUGCCCUGUGAAUGGGGAGUGGGAGGCCUGGGGAAAAUGGAGCACCUGUACCCGUGUGAACAUGAAGUCCAUCAGUUGCGAAGAAAUCCCAGGCCAGCAGUCACGCAUAAGGAACUGUGGAAGCCGCAAGUUUAAUGGACAGCGAUGUUCUGGGAAAAACCAGGAUAUCCGACACUGCUAUAACAUCCAAAACUGUAUCUUAAAAGGCUCAUGGUCACAGUGGAAUACAUGGGGGCUGUGCACACCACCAUGUGGACCCAACCCCAGCCGGGUUCGCCAGCGCCUCUGCACAGCCUUGCUCCCCAAGUUCUCGCCUACAGUUUCUAUGGUCGAAGGUAUGGGUGAGAAGAAUGUUACCUUCUGGGGGAUCCCACGGCCACUGUGUGAAGAGCUACAGGGGCAGAAGCUGGUGGUACAAGAGAAACGGCCAUGUCUACACGUGCCUGCCUGCAAAGACCCAGAGGAGGAGAAACCCUAAAACAUCUUGCUUCCAUUCUGACCCUCUGACCUCCCAGACCUCAAUAAACCAGCCAUUUCGGGCUCA